AUGCAUCUCCUCCGGGUUCUUCUGCCGCUUCUGACCCUUUCGCCCGCUGUGCUGGCGGCUCCGGCCACGCCAGCUGCGCCUACCGUCACGAUCGCAUCUCCUGCGGCCACCAUUGUUGGGUCGUCCGGAAAGGUAGAGAAGUUCAAUGCCAUCCCCUUCGCCCAACCACCCACGGGCCCCUUGCGUCUGAAGCCUCCCCAGCCAAUACAGAAGCCCCUGGGCACUAUUGACGGCACUGGCAGCGCCAAGUCGUGUCCUCAGUUCUUUUUCUCGACGGACAACAGCGAGUUUCCGGGGUCCAUCACCGGCCUCUUGGCCAACAUUCCCCUCUUCCAGACCGUGACAAAUGCCGGAGAGGAUUGUCUGACCCUGAAUGUGGCCCGUCCGUCCGGCACAACGCCAGGCUCGAAGCUGCCCGUCCUGGUAUGGAUCUACGGCGGCGGCUUCGAGCUGGGCGCCACGGCCAUGUACGAUGCGACUUCGCUGGUGGCAAGCUCGAUCGACCUGGGCAUGCCAAUGGUCAUUGUCGCGAUGAACUACCGAACGGGAGGAUUUGGGUUUCUGCCCGGGAAGGAGAUCCUUGCGGAUGGCGCGGCCAACCUGGGGCUCUUGGACCAACGCCUGGCCCUGCAGUGGGUGGCUGACAACAUUGCAGCCUUUGGCGGCGAUCCGGACAAGGUGACCAUCUGGGGUGAGUCCGCAGGAUCCAUCUCGGUCUUCGAUCACAUGAUCCUAUACGAUGGCGACAAUACCUACAAGGGGAAGCCGCUGUUCCGGGGCGGCAUCAUGAACUCCGGUAGCGUGAUCCCGGCUGAUCCCGUAGACGGGGUCAAGGGGCAGCAGGUAUAUGAUGCGGUUGUGGACUAUGCCGGCUGCUCCUCGGCGGCAAAUACGCUGGAGUGUCUGCGCGGAUUGGACUAUACUGACUUUCUGAAUGCGGCCAACGCGGUGCCGGGCAUCCUAAGCUACCAUUCCGUGGCCCUGUCAUACUUGCCUCGACCGGACGGCAAGGCGAUUACUGCCAGUCCGGACAUCUUGGUCAAAACGGGCAAAUAUGCGGCCGUACCAAUCAUCAUCGGCGACCAGGAGGAUGAAGGGACAUUAUUUGCGCUCUUCCAGUCCAACAUCACCACCACCAAACAGGUGGUGGACUACCUGGCCAAGUAUUACUUCUUUGGGGCGACGCGCGACCAGCUCGAGGAGCUGGUGGCCACCUAUCCGGACGUGACCACAGACGGCUCGCCCUUCCGCACGGGUAUCUUCAACAACUGGUAUCCGCAGUUCAAACGAUUGGCGGCCCUGCUGGGCGAUCUCACCUUCACUCUGACGCGCCGAGCAUAUCUCAAAUACGUGACCGAGCUCAAACCCGACCUGCCCUGCUGGUCGUACCUAUCAUCGUAUGACUAUGGGACGCCCAUUAUGGGCACCUUCCACGGCAGUGAUAUCCUGCAGGUGUUUUAUGGUAUUCUGCCGAAUUACGCGUCGCGCGCGUUCCACACGUACUAUUUCAGCUUCGUGUACGAUCUCGAUCCGAACUCCCGCCGGGGUAGUCUGAUGGAAUGGCCGCGGUGGAACGAAGACCAGCAGCUGAUGCAGUUCUUCAACAAUCGGGGGGCCUUGCUGGCGGAUGAUUUCCGCAAUGACACGUACAACUUUAUUCUGGACCAUGUGGAUUCGUUCCAUAUCUAG
Aspergillus lentulus is the source of this 1689-nucleotide messenger RNA. Its product is annotated as putative extracellular lipase. The record is from RefSeq and is a predicted model, not a curated record. NCBI's taxonomy places the organism in Eukaryota, Fungi, Ascomycota, Eurotiomycetes, Eurotiales, Aspergillaceae.